Molecule: messenger RNA, 961 nt
Organism: Raphanus sativus (radish)
Lineage: Eukaryota; Viridiplantae; Streptophyta; Magnoliopsida; Brassicales; Brassicaceae
Product: thioredoxin domain-containing protein PLP3A
Exons: 8
Coding region: 94-786 (230 amino acids)
Cellular component (GO): cytoplasm
Source: RefSeq, a predicted model, not a curated record
UCGUGUUCGAUCUUUUUUUUUGAUUUUGGGAUUGUUUUGUGUUUUUGUUGUUGUGUGUUUCCGCUCCAGAUUUGAAAUAGAAGGUUGUGAAAAAUGGAUCCAGAUGCAGUCAAGUCGACGCUCUCGAAUCUGGCGUUCGGAAACGUAUUGGCGGCAGCUGCUAGAGAUUAUAAAAAGGAAGUUCUUGCAAAUGAGAAGGCGCAAUCAUCGAAGCAUGCCAAUGAGGAGGUUGAUCUUGAUGAACUUAUGGAUGAUCCAGAGCUAGAAAAACUGCACGCUGAUAGGAUUGCUGCACUCAAGAGAGAAGUUGAGAAGAGGGAAGCGUUCAAAAGACAAGGACAUGGCGAAUAUAGAGAGGUAAAUGAAGGAGAUUUCCUGGGAGAAGUUACUAGGAGUCAGAAAGUGAUCUGUCAUUUCUACCACAAGGAGUUUUACCGCUGCAAGAUUAUGGACAAGCAUCUGAAGACUCUUGCGCCUAGACAUGUGGACACUAAGUUCAUUAAAGUUGACGCAGAGAAUGCUCCUUUCUUUGUCACCAAGCUUUCAAUUAAGACCUUGCCUUGCGUUUUGCUUGUCAGCAAGGGAAUCGCUAUAGAUAGGUUAGUUGGGUUCCAGGAUUUGGGCACAAAGGACGAUUUCACCACGACUAAACUGGAGAACGUUCUGAUUAAGAAAGGAAUGCUCAGCAAGAAGAAGAAAGAGGAAGAUGAUGAAGAUGCCGAGUACCAAGAGAGCAUAAGGAGGUCCGUUAGGUCUUCACAGAAUCUGGACUCCGACUCUGACUGAUCAAGCAAGCUGACUUCACAGAUUCACAGAUUCACAGAUAUUACCUUUCUGCUUGUCUCUUGCUCUUUUGUUCUAUGUUAUUAGAAAGUGAAAGUUCGAUAUAAUAUCCAAACGGUAAAAUGCUACACGACAUUGUAUGAUGAUGCUAUAUGUAAUACACACCAAUUUUAUUGUU